This is a messenger RNA of Elephantulus edwardii (Cape elephant shrew), 5465 nucleotides long. It is a transcript of the gene KIF1B, whose product is annotated as kinesin family member 1B. NCBI's taxonomy places the organism in Eukaryota, Metazoa, Chordata, Mammalia, Macroscelidea, Macroscelididae. Gene Ontology annotation, molecular function: ATP binding; microtubule binding; microtubule motor activity. The transcript has 47 exons. The record is from RefSeq and is a predicted model, not a curated record. Bases 150 to 5465 code for a protein of 1771 amino acids. Gene Ontology annotation, biological process: microtubule-based movement.
CCCUCGCGCCCCCGCGCGACGCGGCGCCUGCUGACCCGGCAGCUCGCCAGUCGGCCCGCAGCGCGGCGGAGGAAACUUCAAUAUAACUUUGGUAGAGGAUUUGCUUCUUUAUUUCUGGACUGCAUACAUAAACCAGCGCCAUCAUCAGAAUGUCGGGAGCCUCAGUGAAGGUGGCUGUUCGGGUGCGGCCCUUCAACUCUCGAGAGACCAGCAAGGAAUCCAAGUGCAUCAUCCAGAUGCAAGGCAACUCGACCAGUAUUAUUAACCCAAAGAACCCGAAGGAAGCUCCAAAGUCCUUCAGCUUCGACUACUCCUACUGGUCUCAUACCUCGCCUGAAGAUCCCUGCUUUGCAUCUCAAAACCGUGUGUACAAUGAUAUUGGAAAAGAAAUGCUCUUACAUGCCUUUGAGGGAUACAAUGUCUGUAUUUUUGCCUAUGGGCAGACUGGUGCUGGGAAAUCUUAUACAAUGAUGGGCAAACAAGAAGAAAGCCAAGCUGGCAUCAUUCCACAGUUAUGUGAAGAGCUAUUUGAGAAAAUCAAUGACAACUGUAAUGAAGAAAUGUCUUAUUCUGUUGAGGUAAGUUAUAUGGAAAUUUACUGUGAGAGAGUCCGAGAUUUGCUGAAUCCAAAAAACAAGGGCAAUUUGCGUGUACGUGAACAUCCACUUCUUGGACCAUAUGUGGAAGAUCUGUCAAAACUGGCGGUCACUUCCUACACAGACAUUGCUGACCUCAUGGACGCUGGGAACAAAGCCAGGACAGUGGCAGCCACCAACAUGAAUGAAACAAGUAGCCGUUCCCACGCUGUGUUCACCAUUGUUUUUACCCAGAAGAAACAGGACACUGAGACCAACCUUUCCACUGAGAAGGUCAGUAAAAUCAGCUUGGUGGACUUAGCAGGAAGUGAGCGGGCUGAUUCAACUGGUGCCAAAGGAACUCGAUUAAAGGAAGGAGCAAAUAUUAAUAAGUCUCUUACAACUUUGGGCAAAGUCAUUUCAGCAUUGGCAGAGGUGAGUAAAAAGAAGAAAAAAACGGAUUUUAUUCCAUACCGGGAUUCUGUACUCACUUGGCUCCUUCGGGAGAAUCUAGGUGGCAAUUCUCGGACUGCCAUGGUUGCUGCUCUGAGCCCAGCAGAUAUCAACUACGAUGAAACCUUGAGCACGCUGAGAUACGCUGAUCGUGCAAAACAAAUUAAAUGUAAUGCUGUUAUCAAUGAGGACCCCAAUGCCAAACUGGUUCGUGAAUUAAAGGAGGAGGUGACGCGGCUGAAGGACCUUCUUCGUGCUCAGGGGCUAGGAGAUAUUAUUGAUACAUCCAUUGGGUCUCUUACUUCAUCUCCAUCUUCCUGCUCACUCAAUAGUCAGGUGGGCUUAACAUCUGUGACCAGUAUUCAGGAGAGGAUCAUGUCUACACCUGGAGGAGAAGAAGCCAUUGAGCGGCUAAAGGAAUCAGAGAAGAUCAUAGCUGAGCUGAAUGAGACCUGGGAAGAGAAACUGCGUAAAACAGAGGCCAUCAGAAUGGAAAGGGAGGCCCUGUUAGCUGAGAUGGGAGUUGCCAUUCGAGAAGAUGGAGGAACCCUGGGGGUCUUCUCACCUAAAAAGACUCCACAUCUUGUUAACCUCAAUGAAGACCCACUAAUGUCUGAAUGCCUACUUUAUUACAUCAAAGAUGGAAUUACGAGGGUUGGCCAAGCAGAUGCUGAGCGGCGCCAGGACAUAGUGCUGAGUGGGGCUCACAUUAAAGAAGAGCAUUGUAUCUUCAGGAGCGAGAGGAACAACUGUGGUGAAGUUAUUGUCACUCUAGAGCCCUGUGAACGCUCAGAAACCUAUGUAAAUGGCAAGAGGGUGGCUCAGCCUGUCCAGCUGCGCUCAGGAAACCGUAUCAUCAUGGGUAAAAAUCAUGUUUUUCGCUUUAACCACCCGGAGCAAGCACGGGCUGAACGAGAGAAAACACCUUCUGCCGAGACCCCCUCUGAGCCUGUGGACUGGACAUUUGCUCAGAGAGAGCUUCUAGAAAAACAAGGAAUUGAUAUGAAACAGGAGAUGGAAAAAAGGUUACAGGAAAUGGAGAUCCUUUACAAAAAGGAGAAGGAAGAAGCAGAUCUUCUCUUGGAGCAGCAGAGACUGGAUUAUGAGAGUAAAUUGCAGGCCUUGCAGAAGCAAGUUGAAACUCGAUCCCUUGCUGCAGAAACAACUGAAGAGGAAGAAGAGGAGGAAGAAGUUCCUUGGACACAGCAUGAAUUUGAGUUGGCCCAGUGGGCCUUCCGGAAAUGGAAGUCUCACCAGUUCACUUCAUUAAGGGACUUACUCUGGGGCAAUGCUGUUUACCUGAAAGAGGCCAAUGCCAUCAGCGUGGAAUUGAAAAAAAAGGUGCAGUUCCAGUUUGUUCUGCUCACUGACACCCUGUACUCCCCUUUGCCUCCGGAGUUACUUCCCACGGAGAUGGAGAAAACUCACGAAGACAGACCUUUCCCUCGGACGGUGGUUGCGGUAGAAGUCCAGGAUCUGAAAAAUGGAGCAACACAUUAUUGGUCUCUGGAGAAACUCAAGCAGAGGCUGGAUUUGAUGCGAGAGAUGUAUGACAGGGCAGGGGAGAUGGCCUCCGAUGCCCAAGACGAGAGUGAAACCACCAUGACAGGCAGUGAUCCAUUUUAUGAUCGGUUCCAUUGGUUCAAACUUGUAGGAAGCUCCCCCAUUUUCCACGGCUGUGUGAAUGAGCGCCUGGCCGACCGCACACCCUCCCCCACUUUUUCCACGGCCGAUUCCGACAUCACUGAGCUGGCUGACGAACAGCAAGAUGAGAUGGAGGAUUUUGAUGAUGAGGCAUUCGUGGAUGACACCGGCUCUGACGCAGGGACGGAGGAGGGGUCAGAUCUCUUCAGUGACGGGCAUGACCCGUUUUACGACCGAUCCCCCUGGUUCAUUUUAGUGGGAAGGGCAUUUGUUUACCUGAGCAAUCUGCUGUAUCCAGUGCCCCUGAUCCACAGGGUUGCCAUUGUCAGCGAGAAGGGAGAAGUACGAGGAUUUCUGCGUGUAGCUGUACAGGCCAUUGCAGCGGAUGAAGAAGCUCCUGAUUAUGGCUCUGGAAUUCGACAGUCAGGAACAGCUAAGAUAUCAUUCGAUAACGAGUACUUCAGUCAGAAUGACUUUUCUUCGGUUGCAAUGACCCGUUCUGGUCUUUCCUUGGAGGAGUUGAGAAUAGUGGAAGGACAGGGUCAGAGUUCUGAGGUGAUCACUCCCCCAGAAGAAGUCAAUCGAAUGAAUGACUUAGAUUUGAAGUCAAACACUUUGCUGAAUGGUAAGAUGGUUAUGGAAGGGUUUUCUGAAGAGAUUGGCAACCACCUGAAACUGGGCAGUGCCUUCACUUUCCGAGUAACCGUGUUGCAGGCCAGUGGAAUCCUUCCAGAGUAUGCAGACAUCUUCUGUCAGUUCAACUUUUUGCAUCGGCAUGAUGAAGCGUUCUCUACCGAACCACUCAAAAACAACGGCCGAGGAAGUCCUCUAGGUUUUUAUCACGUGCAGAAUAUCGCGGUGGAAGUCACUGAGUCGUUUGUGGAGUACAUCAAAACCAAGCCCAUCGUUUUUGAGGUCUUUGGACAUUAUCAGCAGCACCCACUUCACCUGCAAGGACAGGAGCUUAACAGCCCACCUCAGCCAUCACGACGGUUCUUCCCUCCGCCCAUGCCGCUCUCUAAGCCAGUUCCAGCCACCAAAUUAAACACCAUGAGCAAAACCAGCCUUGGCCAGAGCAUGAGCAAAUAUGACCUUCUCGUUUGGUUUGAAAUCAGUGAACUGGAGCCCACAGGAGAAUAUAUUCCAGCUGUGGUUGAUCACACUGCAGGCUUGCCUUGCCAGGGGACAUUUUUACUUCACCAGGGCAUCCAGAGAAGGAUCACAGUGACCAUCAUCCAUGAGAAGGGGAGUGAGCUCCACUGGAAGGAUGUACGGGAGCUGGUGGUCGGCCGUAUUAGGAAUAAGGCUGAGGUGGAUGAAGCUGCAGUUGAUGCCAUCCUUUCCUUAAAUAUUAUCUCUGCCAAGUACCUGAAGUCGUCCCACACCUCCAGCAGGACCUUCUACCGCUUUGAGGCCGUGUGGGACAGCUCCCUGCAUAACUCCCUCCUUCUGAACCGAGUGACUCCCUAUGGAGAAAAGAUCUACAUGACCUUGUCUGCGUACCUGGAGCUGGAUCACUGCAUUCAGCCAGCCGUCAUCACCAAGGACGUCUGCAUGGUCUUCUACUCCCGAGAUGCCAAGAUCUCACCACCACGCUCUCUGCGCAGCCUCUUUGGCAGUGGCUACUCGAAAUCUCCUGACUCCAAUCGAGUCACUGGAAUUUAUGAACUCAGUUUAUGCAAAAUGGCAGACACCGGUAGUCCAGGCAUGCAAAGGAGGAGAAGGAAGAUCUUGGAUACGUCAGUGGCAUAUGUCCGGGGAGAGGAGAACCUAGCAGGCUGGCGGCCCCGCGGGGACAGCCUCAUCCUUGAGCAUCAGUGGGAGUUAGAGAAGCUGGAGCUCCUCCACGAGGUGGAGAAAACCCGGCACUUCCUGCUGCUGCGUGAACGACUUGGUGACAGCAUCCCCAAAUCCCUGAGUGACUCACUGUCCCCUAGCCUCAGCAGUGGAACCCUCAGCACCUCCACCAGCAUUUCCUCUCAGAUCUCAACUACCACCUUUGAAAGUGCCGUCACACCCAGUGAGAGUAGUGGCUAUGACUCAGCGGACAUUGAAAGCCUUGUGGACCGAGAGAAAGAGCUGGCAACCAAGUGCCUGCAACUUCUCACUCACACUUUCAACCGAGAAUUCAACCAGGUCCAUGGGAGCAUCAGUGAUUGCAAAUUGUCUGACAUCUCUCCAAUUGGACGGGAUCCCUCUGUGUCCAGUUUCAGCAGUUCUACCCUCACUCCCUCAUCCACCUGUCCCUCUCUGGUGGACUCUAGGAGUAACUCUUUGGAUCAGAAGACACCAGAAGCCAAUUCCCGGGCCUCUAGUCCCUGCCAGGAAUUCGAACAGUUUCAGAUUGUCCCAGCUGUGGUGGAAACACCCUAUUUGGCCCGAGCAGGAAAAAAUGAAUUUCUCAAUCUUGUUCCAGAUAUUGAAGAAAUUAGAGCCGGCAACGUGGUCUCGAAGAAAGGAUACCUGCACUUCAAAGAGCCACUUUCCAGCAACUGGGCUAAACAUUUUGUCGUGGUCCGUCGCCCAUAUGUCUUCAUUUACAACAGUGACAAAGACCCGGUGGAGCGUGGGAUCAUCAACCUCUCCACAGCUCAGGUGGAGUACAGUGAGGACCAGCAGGCCAUGCUGAAGACACCUAACACGUUUGCCGUGUGCACAAAGCACCGCGGGGUCCUUCUGCAGGCGCUCAACGACAAAGACAUGAACGACUGGUUAUAUGCCUUCAACCCACUUCUUGCUGGCACAAUACGGUCUAAACUGUCUCGCAGACGCACGAGCCAGCUGAAGUACUGA